This is a messenger RNA of Wasmannia auropunctata (little fire ant), 3078 nucleotides long. RefSeq lists its product as uncharacterized. NCBI's taxonomy places the organism in Eukaryota, Metazoa, Arthropoda, Insecta, Hymenoptera, Formicidae. The record is from RefSeq and is a predicted model, not a curated record. The transcript is spliced from 6 exons. Bases 563 to 3058 code for a protein of 831 amino acids. Gene Ontology annotation, molecular function: zinc ion binding.
CAUUUAAGACAUCUCGAAAGCGAUCGAAAUUUCUCACUCUCUUGAUAUUUUCAAUAUAUGUGUUUCUCUUAAAAUAUAUCAUAUAUUGGAGGUAAAGAUCUCAGAGGGGAUUUUCGCUUUUGCUGUAUCAUAAGAUUCUUGAAGCUCAAACGUGCAAAUUAAUGCACACGUAAUGAAACGCAAAAUUCACUUCUGCAUACAACAUCUGCCACUACUGUCCCUAUCUUCAUUUAGUCUUUAGAGCGACUCCAUUGCGCGACGGGGCCAGGAUAACACAGUAGUGGGGAGUGAAAUCUCCCAACAGGCGUAUAUACAGGCUUGAUAGUAUGCGUUCUCCGAAUAUGUGUGUAUGCGUGCGUGCACACACCUUUUCAAAGAAUGAGACUGCUGUACUGUACCUCGAAAAAUUCGAGUAUUGGUGUGCAGGAACGUAUGGGUAGUCAUUGAGCCGCUUUGAGAUGAUUCAUGCACAUUCGUGGUAUACGUUAAGCGAUUAUACGUGAUAACUUUGCGUUGAAGAUAAAAGUUAUUUUCCAACAGUGUCUUAUUUUCAUGCUGAAGAAUGGAGGAGGAGUUGAUAACUCGCCCAAAGUGGCUGUUGGAAUUGGAAAAUCGUAAGCGGAAGCCACGUUUAGCGCACGAAGCUGGAGCUGGUGCACCAUGUACAAACUGUAAUUCUGCGUGUCCUGGUCUUGAUCUUCAUUUCUGGCGAAAAAUUUGCAAGAAUUGUAAAUGCAGUCGGGACGACCACGAUGUCGAUGACGAUGAAUUUCCACAAUUUGAUCUGCUAUUUGGACCAAGUGGAAAGUUUAAAAAGAAAUCCAUGCGUUUGCAAGUAAAUAAUAAUGAGAAACAAAACGAUGAUGAAACUACAUUCGAGUGGGUACCGCCGGAUACAACUAAAGAACUGGCUAUGGAUUAUAUGAAAGCUUUGCCCGCAGAAAAAUUGCCGAUUAAAGGAUCUGUUGGUGCUGUUUUGAGAAGGCAAUUGUUACAGAAACAACUACCACUUCAUGAUAUCGAUCACAAAGUUUGUGAUGAACUUAGUGAACAAGAGCAAAAACAAUUUGAAAAAUAUUUAGAAAACAUAAAGAAAUAUGUUGGACAAGGCAAAGUGAUGAAAAUGUUGGGUGCCCGACCAUUCGAUCAUUCUUUAAUGACACCUGUUAAUGCAACUGAUAUGCAAAAGUGCAGUCCUGCACAGCAUAAAUCGCAUCAUAUACCAUCUACUGGUGUACAAUUACGUACACCGAGUAGCUUUACCGUAAAAGGUCCAUAUGCGAGGCAUCCUUAUGAUGCUCAAAAUAAACAGGAUGUUGCUACAGCCACAAAUAACAAUGAGAUCUCAACGAAGAGUACAGAAGAGUAUAACUGCACACUGGACAAUGUGUCUGUCAGUAGCAAUGUCGCGAGAUCGCAACCAAUCGAAGAGAAAUCGACUUGUGAGAAUUUUCAACGUGCACACAAUACCGUAUCGAUAAACGAAAAGGAUUUAGAUGGUAAAAUGGUCAAUUUUUCGCUUCGUACACAUUUUGCUGAUUUUGCUGAACAAGAAAGAAGCGUACCCGUAGCUCGCGAAAAGCAUUCUUCUGGAAAUGAUGUAUCUUAUGAGAGAGAAGAUGUUUUCGAAGGACACAGAAGAGAAGAGAAACUGAACGACAGAGAUACUAAUGACGAAACAGCAGCAGCUUUCAUCGCAGAAUCCAUGUUGGCGGACGCGCUUCUUCCGCCCAGUGCUAUACACGCCAAUGAUAUUAUCGGAAGCACAUUGGACGAGAAAGGAUUGAUAUUUAUAAGAGAGAAGCUCGCCGACAAAUAUAACGUUCAAACAUCAGAGAAUUCAGCGUACACUGUUUCUAAAUCAAUCCGACAAUCGUUGGAUGCAAUGAAUGACACAUUAUAUUCGCGUGGCAGCGGAGCUAAGGAGAAUAACAAUUCCGCAGGGACAACUGCAGGUAUUACCGCUGCUACAGAUUUGCUCCCUGCGGCGGAAAGGACAGAAGUGGGGAGCACACGCGCUUACGAAGCAGAAAGAAAGAUGUAUAAACUUGAGUCUCAAAUAGUUAAAUCGGCUACUGUACCCACCUGCUGCACUAUCAAUAUAAACGAACAACGAUGCUGCCGUAAUUCGAACGAUGACAAAGCGGCGAAUAAUGAUCCGUUGAUGAUGGACGCAUCUAAAGCCAUAAUAGAAAGCACUAUAGGCCCACAUACAUUAUCGAACAAACAUAAUUCUACAGAUCCCGCUUUUCCCGAAUCAUCGAAUCUAUCGACGCAAACAUCAGCUGCAUCUAUCGAUGCAAAAUCUAAUCCGUUGCAAGUCGAGUUGAGUAGCUCGAUACUGCAAUCGUCAGUUAUACAUUCCGAACAAUUGCAAAAUCAAGUGUUCCCUCACAUCGUUGGAAAUUGCAACGAACAAUAUACGCAACUUACGGACUGUUUAAAAGAUGCCAUUGAGAAUUUAAGGGUGGACUCGACUCGAAAAGUGCACAAGUGCCAAAAAUGCCAUGAGGACAUACGCAUCGGCGACGUAGUCGUAAUCGCGGAGAAGGCCAAUAACGCAUCCUGGCAUCCUGGGUGUUUCGUUUGUUCAGUAUGCAACGAACUGUUGGUGGAUCUCGUAUAUUUUUAUUACAAGACCAGAUUGUAUUGUGAAAGAGACUUGGCCGCGUUUCUAGGAGUCCCUCGAUGUUUCGCUUGCGAUGAGUUGAUUUUUGUACGAGAGUACACAGUUGCAGAGGGGCACAAUUAUCACGUGAAGCAUUUUUGCUGCUGGGAUUGUGAUGUGCCACUGGCUGGGCGACAAUAUAUUAUCGAAAACGAUCGACCACUAUGUCUUCCUUGUUAUCAAAAAUCAUAUGCAAAACCAUGCGCCGCCUGUAAUAUAGCGAUUGCCGCUGAUCAACAAGGAGUAGCCAUCAAAAAUUUAAACUUUCAUGCAACUCAAGUCUGCUUUUGUUGCCACAGUUGUAAGAAAAAUUUGCUGAAUGGCAGAAUGGCGAUAAAGAAAGAUAAAUUAUUUUGCAGUAAAGAAUGCAUCGCGAAAUUUUUCAACUAACGAAUCAAUAUCAAUAUGUA